Oryza brachyantha (malo sina) is the source of this 1941-nucleotide messenger RNA. RefSeq lists its product as uncharacterized. The transcript is spliced from 7 exons. Gene Ontology annotation, molecular function: zinc ion binding; nucleic acid binding. The coding region runs from base 75 to 1460 and encodes 461 amino acids. The record is from RefSeq and is a predicted model, not a curated record. NCBI's taxonomy places the organism in Eukaryota, Viridiplantae, Streptophyta, Magnoliopsida, Poales, Poaceae.
CCCCCCACUCCUCCCGGAAGGCGCGCCCCAGCUUUUGGUAGGAAAUACUAGAUCAAAUUGAUAAUUAUCAGCCAAUGGCAAGGGAACCAAGUCCUGAAAUUGAUGAUGAACUAUUCAAUGAAGUUUAUGGGAAGGCAUACAGUGGUCCAGUCGCAACAACUACUAAUAACGUGACGCCUAGAGUGAAUGAUGAGAAGAGGCCCCUGACACAUGAAAAGUCAGAUGAGGAAGAUGACCCCCCGGAUCCCAAUGCUGUCCCUACCGACUUCACUAGCAGAGAAGCCAAGGUCUGGGAGGCUAAAGCUAAAGCUACAGAAAGGAACUGGAAGAAGAGAAAGGAGGAAGAAAUGAUUUGUAAAAUAUGUGGAGAAUCAGGUCAUUUUACUCAGGGUUGUCCAUCCACACUGGGGGCAAAUAGGAGAAAUGCAGAUUUUUUUGAAAGAGUUCCAGCAAGAGAUAAACAAGUCAGGGAUCUAUUCACUGAGAGGACAAUAAGUCAGAUUGAGAAGGACGUGGGGUGUAAAAUCAGAAUGGAUGAGAAGUUCUUGUUUGUCAGUGGUAAAGAUAGGUUGAUACUAGCGAAAGGUGUAGAUGCUGUUCAUAAAAUCAUUCAGGAGGGUAAAGGUAAAAAUACUCCAAGCAGUCCAAAACGGGAUCGUUCGAGAUCCCCUCCGCGAACUACCACUGAUAUUCGCCCCAGACAUACUGAUUCUAGAUGGUCACAUAGUCCAAGAAGUGCAUCACACUCUCAAAGUAAAGGAUAUUAUAACGAAAGGCCACUAGAUGGCCGCUCACGUGAUGAUAUGCCUAAGUUUUCAAAAGGAUCUCCACAAGCUAGAGCUUCUGCCAACUAUGGAACCAAAGGCCGUCCAGCCCAAUCAAAAUCUCCAUGUCAACCCUCCUAUCUUGAUGAUUCCCUUAGAUCAAAUGAUGGGAAUAACCAAUAUGUGGCUACAUGUGUGCCAAAUACCUGGAGCACUGAGUCACGUGGAACAGAUUCCCGAUUAAGCCUUAAGUUUGACCUGCCUUCCUACCCUCAAACUUUGGAAGAGCUUGAACUGGAGUUCAGAAGAGAAGCUAUGGAGUUAGCUAGAGUCCAUGACAAAGAAGAGGAUGAAGAAAAUUACAAGCAUCGGGAGUCACUAAGAGAAAUGAGAGAAAACCACAUGAAGAGGGUGACAGCCAUGAGGAGUAUGCAAGCAAAGAAGUGGGAUAAAUUUCUUGAACAAAGCUUUAAAAGGCACCAGCAAGUUCAGCAGACUUCUUAUGCCCAAACUACUUAUCCAGACUAUGAUCAGAGAACUACACAAUUUGCUGCUACUGAUGGUCCACCAAUCGAUUCAAAGAAUGCAUAUCCAUAUAUUACUGAUAGCUACUCAGCCCCAAGGCCUCAUACUGCAUACGAUGAGUUUCAGCAUGAAAGGCAUGACAAUUUUGGGAGGACCUAUGGGCGAUAUUAGCUUUUGGCUAGUGGUAAGUGUGGCAAAGUUUAAGGGAUUGCGACUCGCUACAUAAAGCAGAGCAGAUAUGGACUUGGUAGCAUCCAUCUUACUAACAGUAAACAGAUGUUGACGGAAUGUUCUCUUACAUUUUAAGUAGCUAAGAGCACUUCCCGGAUUUUCAGGGCAACUUUGUGAGGAAUCUGAGUCAAUGGUGUGCUACUGUCUUAGCAGCCUAGUGCCUAUUCUCUGUCAUGUAGUUUCAGCAGGUAAGGAAUUUCAUAUAUUGGCAGUAAAAUGCGUUCCAGUUGCUCAUUCUUUUGCAGCACCAUCACAAUGGGAUGUGAAACUGUCAAAACGGAUUUAGAUAAUGUAUCUCUUGCUUACCUAUCUCGUCGAUGAAACAAUUGAUGUUAUGAAUGGCUUUAGAUAAUGUAUCUCUUGCUUAUCUAUUUCAUCGAUGAAACAAUUGAUGUUAUGAAUGUAUUAAGUAUUAACAUAA